Saccostrea cuccullata (small rock oyster) is the source of this 1197-nucleotide messenger RNA. Its product is annotated as putative nuclease HARBI1. NCBI's taxonomy places the organism in Eukaryota, Metazoa, Mollusca, Bivalvia, Ostreida, Ostreidae. The transcript has 4 exons. The record is from RefSeq and is a predicted model, not a curated record. Bases 148 to 1197 code for a protein of 349 amino acids.
AGUACGUAAGUUCGACGUAAGUAGUGCGUAGUUAAAUUUCGGCGUUUCACGAAAGCGUCUUAAUUCACGUUGCGUCGUACGUAACGACGUAAUUUUACGUCACCUCGGAGGUGACGUAAAAUUACGUCAUAACGUGAGUACUUGAAAAUGGCAGCGUUUUUGCGGUUCUACGAUGACGAGACACGAAAAAGUUUGAGGCGGCAGCGUAUUUUUAGAGACCGGUUAAACCCACUUAACUCCUAUUGUGAUGAAGAGAUGAUUAAGAGGUUCCGUUUAGAUAGAGGAUCAAUCCUAAGUAUUUUAGACAAUGUCGGUGAGCAGCUGGAAAGACCUACAAAGCGCUCUCAAGGUUUGCCAGCAUCCAUACAAUUAUUCGCCGCACUUAGAUUCCUUGCUUCGGGGACAGAACAGAGAGUCAUCGGCGAUACUCUUGGUAUCUCAAAGUCAUCGGUGUGCAAAUCAAUUGACAAAGUAGUCAAAGUUUUGUCCACAUCUUUGAACACCAUUAAAUUUCCAUCUGAAGAUGCAGACAUUUUGAAAACAAAACACGGGUUUUAUUCAAUUGCGGGGUUUCCAAACGUGGUCGGUGCAAUUGACGGCACGCUUAUUCCUAUUACAGCGCCAAAAUCUGACGAGCACCUGUACAUAUGUCGGAAAGGAUUUCAUUCCAUCAACGUACAAGCCAUUGUUGAUUCUGACUUGAAGUUUCUGAGUGUAGUGAGCAAAUGGCCUGGGGCAACACACGAUGCCUUUAUCUGGGCAAAUUCUGGUAUUGCACGCAAGUUCGAGAGGAGCGAAAUUGAUGGGUGGUUACUUGGCGACUCCGGUUAUCCUUUAAGGCCUUGGCUUUUAACUCCAGUGAAUAACCCUAAAUCUAGAGGAGAACAGAGUUACAAUGGAUCCCAUAGAAAAACCCGCGUUGUUGUAGAACAGGCUUUUGGAGUUCUGAAGUCCCGAUUCAGAUGUCUUCAUAAAACCGGAGGUGCUCUUAAUUAUGAACCAGAGAAAUGCUGCAUGAUAGCGUAUGUUUGCUGUCAACUGCAUAAUAUCUGCGUUGACUUGAAGCUUCCUAUACUUGAAGAGGACGAGAUGGAUGACAUUAAUGAUGCGGACCAGGACGGUGAUCUUACCUAUCAAGGACCUCUGAACGAUGGCAAGACAGUGAGAGAAGCGUUAAUUCGUCAGCGUUUUUUGUAA